AUGUCUUCUGGUCCCAGUGACCAACCACCGGGACCGUCCGGUACGUUUUGCCACCACGUCAUGAAGCCAAUCAAUUGAAUCGCUCGCUUCAGCCACCAAUCAACAAUGUCCGCGCUGUCCGUUCACCACGAAACAGCCGAAACGAUUGAGAGAACAUGUGGUUUGACGGGGACUUUUUUGGCUGGAAAAAAAAAGGUUUUCUAGGAAUCGCACGACGAACGCGAAGAUGAGAUGGUCGUUUGUCCGAUGUGUCAGGCGAAUAUUCGAAAUGGGGUGAGCGUUUUAUUGAAAUGUCCUGAUAAAUGUGGAUUUUGUCAGCCAGCAUUUCAACAUCAUUUGUGGGCGCACGAAUCGGAUCGUCCGUACAAGUGUGUCUACUGCGAAAAAGGAUUCGCGAGACAAGAUCAGGCAGCCGCAAACUUAGCAAAUUACCGCUAAACGCGUCAUUUUUGUGUUUCCAGCGCGACAAACACUACAUGACUCACGCGGCUCAAUUCAAUGAAUUCGAGUGUCCGGUGGCCGGGUGCAACGUCGCCUUUUCGCUCAACAAAAUACAGCGGACACAUUUGCGGGUGCACGAAAUAUCGCAAAAAAAUGUGGCAACGUGUAAAGGAUGUACGAUGACUUUUGACAAGUCGUUCCGCAUUUUCAAUCACUAUCACAUCAACCAUGGUGUCAUUUUUCGGGAUCUUCAGGUCGGGCCGAUAUUCUCCAUAUCUAGCACUUUGUUUUUGUAGUUGACAACUUUUUUGUGCGAACACUCCGAAGACCACUGUAGCUCUUGGAAGUUGAGACGUUUUAGAACAAUUAGCAGAAAUGCUCAACUUCCAAGAGCUACAGUAACCCAGAGAGUGGUCGUACAAAAAAGGUGUUAACUGAAAGAAUAAAGUUCACAUUUUAAGCUUCAUUUUUGUAGUUGACAACUUUUUUGUACGAACACUCCGAACACAACUGUAGCUUUUGGAAGUUGAGACGUUUUAGAACAAUUAGCAGAAAUGCUCAACUUCCAAGAGCUACAGUAACCCAGAGAGUGGUCGUACAAAAAAGGUGUUAACUGAAAGAAUAAAGUUCACAUUUUAAGCUUCAUUUUUGUAGUUGACAACUUUUUUGUACGAACACUCCGAACACAACUGUAACUCUUGGAAGUUAGCGUUGCCUUAUGAUUCUCUGCUAGAGGCGUCCUAACUUUCAAGAGCUACAGUACCCCAGAGAGUGGUCGUACAAAAAAGUUGUCAACUAAAAAAAGAAAGUACAUGUCUGGCACUGUAUUUUUGUAGUUGACCACUUUUCUCUAAAACCACUACAAGAACUAGUGUAGCUCUUGGAAGUUAGCGUUGCUUUAUGAUUCUCUGCUAGAGGCAUCCUAACUUUCAAGAGCUACAGUAACCCAGGCGGUGAUUGUAGAGAGCUCUGUUAUAGACACACUCGAAGUAGAGCAUUUUUAUGUUUUAUUUUCCAGAAAAAGGCGCAGUUGGAUCCAUCAAUUUCAUGUCCAGACUCAUCGGACGGGUCCCCGAGCAAAAUAGCGCGAAUGGAUGAGCACGUGGUCCCACUGGCUCUCAAUCUAAACGAGGGAAUGCACGGAAGCGAGACCGCGGUGAGUUUCAUUUCAAUUUUACAGAUUUUUCAUUGAAAAAUGACUGAAAUACUCUCUUUUCCAGACCACCAGUUCAAGUAUUCCACAAUCAAUAGCCAGCAACGUCGGCGCCCACGAAACGCCGAGUUUGACCGAAGAAACGGUAGGGUUCGGAGAAAUUGCUUCCAAAUUUUCUGGUUUUUCAGGGACCCACUUACUUUACAUUGUGA
This is a messenger RNA of Caenorhabditis sp. 36 PRJEB53466, 1806 nucleotides long. NCBI's taxonomy places the organism in Eukaryota, Metazoa, Nematoda, Chromadorea, Rhabditida, Rhabditidae. The record is from the annotation of a GenBank genome assembly.